CUCAUCACGAGGUCCAUCAUAAGGAAGUCCCGGGGAUCUGAUUAAAAUCAAAGUAAAACUACUUGAUCUGCAGUUUUAAUCGAUUUUCCUCGUUUAUUCUAUUGUAAUCAUAAUAGCUUUGGAUACAAAUUAUUCCAAAAUGUCGUCCGAAGAGUUUGAGAAGCUACACGAGAUGUACAGAUCUUUGUACGACGAGUUAAAGCUGCUACCAGAGAGAGCUCUCAAAUGCCAAGGAGAGGAGAGGAAGAGGCUGGUCAGAGUCUUUGAUGAGAGGCAAGGGGAGGCUGAGGAAGUGUUACAAGGUAUGGAGGAUGAGCUGCGUGGGGCCCCUCCAUCGUUUCGAAAUGCCAUGAACACGAAGAUCCGUAUUUAUCGGCGAGAUCUGGCCAAACUACAGAGAGAGAUGAAGAACAACUCCUCCCAUCUGACAUCAGAAGGAAGCAACUAUGGCAUCUACUCCUCACAAAACCAGCAAAGUACACACUUACAGUCCCAGAGAGCAUUGCUCCUGCAGGGAACUGAGUCUCUCAAUAAUGCUACUCAAAGCAUCGAACGCAGCCAACGCAUCGCUGUGGAAACAGAGCAGAUCGGCACUGACAUCAUUGAGGAGCUGGGGGAGCAGAGAGAACAGCUGGACCGAACAAGGGAUAGACUUGUAAAUACAGGAGAAAACCUUACACGAAGUAGGAAAAUUCUGCGUAACAUGGCACGACGGCUUGUGACGAACAAGUUGCUGUUGGGCAUUAUUAUUCUGAUGGAACUGGCCAUUUUGGGUGGUGUUGUAUACCUCAAGUUUUUCAAAAAAUAGGACUUUCUUGGCAGAAAAGAUGGACCUUGAGUCUUUCGUGACUCUGCAGUAGCAAUAAUACUGUUUUAUUUCUUACAUGAGGACAGUGAAAUGGUUUCGGAUGGUUGGAUUAACGUCCAGACAAAAGAACAGACUGGUGAAGCAUGUGAGCUAUCCAAAACGUGAAUAUUAAAUGCACACUGUUUAUGAUGAUAAUGAAAACCUUUGAAGGAAUUUUUGGGACAUUUUUAAUUUUCAAGAGAUUACUGAUUUUGCUGUCACUCUUUCUCUCAUGGUGGAUGGAUGCUGCAGUGCUGGUGUCUUUUUUAUUACCCUAUUGUACUGUGGUGUUAUGAGUGAAUGAUGAUGUAAUGCCACAAACACUGGGUCUAGUUUUGAAGCAUAUGUUAAGAUGAUCGUUUGAAUCAAAACAUGUCAGAAAUAUGAUUGUGAAUAACCAAUGGAAACUAAUAAUACAAACUGCAGUGUUUUUAUUUAUGACCAGGCAGCAGUUAGUGUGUGGCAAUAACUAUUGGGAGAAGGUAAAGCUAGACUCCACACCUUUUCAUAAUUUAAGCUCUGAAAAUGUAACCUCUAGAAAACAUUUAAACAUUACUUUUUAUUGCAACAAAUUCAAGUUCAAGAUGCACUAUAUAAUUUUUCUGCUGGAGAGUCUGCCAUCUGGUUGUGAUCAUGGAGGUGCUUUGCUUGGAAUACUCCACAGUAUGGGAUUACACUUGCAUUCAUUCAAUUGCAGGUGCUGUAUUACCUGAUUGUAAAAAUGCCUUAAAAACAUUAUUAUAUGUUAGUGGGAGUGGGCGCACCUCUUCACAGAUCUGAACUGUAACUUGGCAUUCUGACAUCACAGCUUGUCUCAGUGGUAAUGUUUUUUUGCCAUACUGUGGAACAUUCCUGAUAAAGCAAUAACAUUCUCCAUGGAGACAAGCACUUGGCAGAUCCCCCACCAGAAAAGUUACAUAAUGCAUCUUUUAAUAUGAAAUCUGAUUAUUGUACAUGGGGCUGUAUUUUGCACAGCUGGUCAUACUGGUAUAUCUGAUUUGUUUAUUUAUCUACUGUAAAAUCCAUAAAGCAUUGUUACAGACUAUUUUGCCUUUGUGCAAUGAUUAAAUCUUAAUUAUUUAACUCCAAUGUUCUUGGUGUCUAUAUAUAAUUAGAAAGAGGCCCCAAAAGCCAAAGAGACUAAAGUUGACAAAAACUUUCUGAGCGGAGCUGAUGUCACAGAGGGCCAAGUUAGUGCUGAACAAACAACAUGUGUUACUAUGGCUAUAAUUCUCAAAUAAAAGGCGAUAAAUUUG
This is a messenger RNA of Boleophthalmus pectinirostris (great blue-spotted mudskipper), 2103 nucleotides long. It is a transcript of the gene vti1b, whose product is annotated as vesicle transport through interaction with t-SNAREs 1B. Gene Ontology annotation, biological process: macroautophagy; regulation of protein localization to plasma membrane; Golgi to vacuole transport. NCBI's taxonomy places the organism in Eukaryota, Metazoa, Chordata, Actinopteri, Gobiiformes, Gobiidae. The record is from RefSeq and is a predicted model, not a curated record. The transcript has 6 exons. The coding region runs from base 140 to 808 and encodes 222 amino acids. Gene Ontology annotation, cellular component: Golgi apparatus; endoplasmic reticulum membrane; late endosome membrane. Gene Ontology annotation, molecular function: SNAP receptor activity; SNARE binding.